CCCCGGUCCGGGGCCGGGAAGCGGCGGAUCCGGUUUGACCAGGCAGCAGGUUUGCUGGAGGGAUCGCGGGGAGCCCGGGGCGGCGGCAUGGUGGGUCCGGAGAAGGAGCAGAGCUGGAUCCCCAAGAUCUUCAGGAAGAAGGUGUGCACGGCGUUCAUAGUGGACCUCUCGGAUCCCGGAGGGACCUUGUGCCAAUGUGGGUGCCCGAGGAGUGCCCACCCAUCUGUGGCUGUGGAGGAUGCCUUUGGGGCAGCCGUGGUGACCAAGUGGGACAGUGAUGUGCAUACCACGGAGAAACCCACUGAUGCCUACGGGGACCUGGACUUCAUGGGCUCUGGCCGCAAGCCCAGCAACUUCCUCCGGCUAUCUGACCGCACAGAUCCAGCCACGGUUUAUAGUCUGAUCACCCGCACUUGGGGUUUUCGUGCCCCGAACCUGGUGGUGUCUGUGCUAGGGGGGUCAGGGGGCCCUGUUCUCCAAACCUGGCUGCAGGAUCUUCUACGACGCGGCCUAGUGCGGGCUGCGCAGAGCACAGGGGCCUGGAUUGUCACUGGGGGACUGCACACAGGCAUAGGCCGGCAUGUGGGUGUGGCUGUGCGGGACCAUCAGACGGCCAGUACGGGAGGCAGCAAGGUGGUGGCCAUGGGUGUGGCGCCCUGGGGCGUGGUCCGGAACAGAGACACCCUCACCAACCCCAAGGGCUCCUUCCCUGCGAGGUACCGAUGGCACGGUGACCCUGAGGACGGGAUUGAGUUUCCCCUGGACUACAAUUAUUCCGCUUUCUUCCUGGUGGACGAUGGCACCCAAGGCCGCAUGGGUGGUGAGAACCGCUUCCGGCUGCGCUUUGAGUCCUACGUGGCCCAACAGAAGACUGGUGUAGGAGGGACUGGAAUCGACAUCCCUGUCCUCCUCCUCCUGAUUGAUGGUGAUGAAAAGAUGCUGAAGCGAAUAGAGGAUGCCACCCAGGCUCAGCUCCCUUGCCUCCUGGUGGCUGGCUCUGGGGGUGCUGCGGACUGCCUGGUGGAGACCUUGGAAGACACUCUGGCCCUGGGGAGCGGAGGAUCCAGACGAGGCGAAGCUAGAGACCGGGUUAAACGUUACUUCCCCAAAGGGGACCCUGAGGUCCUGCAGGCCCAGGUGGAGAGGAUCAUGACCCGGAAGGAGCUGCUGACAGUCUACUCAUCAGAAGAUGGCUCUGAGGAGUUCGAGACCAUUGUUCUGAGGGCCCUUGUGAAUGCCUGUGGAAGUUCUGAGGCCUCAGCUUACCUGGAUGAGCUCCGUUUGGCUGUGGCUUGGAACCGGGUGGACAUUGCCCAGAGUGAACUCUUCCGUGGAGAUAUCCAGUGGCGGUCCUUCCACCUGGAGGCCUCCCUCAUGGACGCCCUGCUCAAUGACCGGCCUGAGUUUGUGCGCUUGCUCAUCUCCCACGGCCUCAGCCUGGGCCACUUCCUGACCCCCAUGCGCCUGGCCCAGCUGUACAGCGCGGUGCCCUCCAACUCGCUCAUCCGCAGUCUGUUGGACCAGGCGUCCCACGGUGCGGGCACCAAAGCCUCACCUCCAAAAGACGCGGCCACUGAGCUCCGGCCGCCUAACGUGGGGCAAGUGCUCAGGACGCUGUUGGGGGAGACGUGUGCGCCGAGGUACCCUGCCAUGGACACCCGGGACCCUCACCCCAUCCAAGACUGCAGAGAAAACGCCCAUCUGCUCAAGGACUGGGCCAGCCUGCAGACGUCGCCGGAUGCUGGCAUUGGGCAGGCCCCCUGGAGCGACUUACUCAUCUGGGCUCUGCUUCUGAACAGAGCUCAGAUGGCCAUGUACUUUUGGGAAAAGAGCUCCAACUCUGUGGCCUCGGCUCUGGGCGCCUGUCUGCUGCUCAGGGUGAUGGCGCGCCUGGAAUGGGAGGCCGAGGAGGCGGCGCGGAGGAAGGACCUGGCAGCCAAGUUUGAGAGCAUGGCCGUGGACCUCUUUGGAGAGUGCUACCAUAACAAUGAGGACCGGGCAGCCCGCCUACUUCUCCGUCGCUGCCCCCUCUGGGGAGAGGCCACCUGCCUCCAGCUUGCCAUGCAGGCUGAUGCCCGUGCUUUCUUUGCCCAAGAUGGGGUACAGUCUCUGCUGACACAGAAGUGGUGGGGGGAGAUGGACAGUACGACACCCAUCUGGGCGCUGGUCCUCGCCUUCUUCUGCCCCCCACUCAUCUACACCAAUCUCCUCACCUUCAGGAGAUCAGAGGAAGAGUCUUCACUGAAGGACCCCGACUUGAACAUGGACAUCAAUGGGGAGGGGCCCAUAAGGCCGCAGGAGUCCCAGAUAAAGAUGCCCCUCACCAGACGCCGACGUCAUGGCCGCAUGGGCUGCUGUGGUGGCUGCUCCCAGCGCUGGUCACAUUUCUGGGGGGCGCCCGUGACUGCCUUCCUGGGCAACGUGGUCAGCUACCUGCUGUUCCUGCUGCUGUUUGCACGCGUGCUUCUCGUGGACUUCCAGCCCGCGGCACCGGGGCCCGCUGAGCUGCUGCUCUACUUCUGGGCCUUCACGCUGCUCUGUGAGGAGCUGCGCCAAGGCCUGGGGGGCGGCUGGGGGAGCCUGGCCAGCGGGGGACCCGGGCCCGGCCAGGCCCCACUGCGCCAUCGCCUGCACCUCUACCUCACUGACACCUGGAACCAGUGUGACCUGUUAGCUCUGGCCUGUUUCCUGCUGGGCGUGGGCUGCAGGCUGACUCCUAGCUUGUAUGACCUGGGCCGCACAGUCCUCUGCCUGGACUUCAUGAUCUUCACGCUGCGGCUGCUGCACAUCUUUACGGUGAACAAACAGCUGGGGCCCAAGAUUGUCAUCGUGAGCAAGAUGAUGAAGGAUGUGUUCUUCUUCCUCUUCUUCCUCGGUGUGUGGCUGGUGGCCUAUGGGGUGGCCACGGAGGGGCUCCUGAGGCCCCGGGACCGUGACCUUCCCAAUAUCCUGCGUCGGGUCUUCUACCGGCCCUACCUGCAGAUCUUUGGGCAGAUUCCCCAGGAGGACAUGGACGUGGCCCUCAUGGACCAUGGCAACUGCUCCUCGGAGCAGGGCUUCUGGGCGCUGCCCGCGGGUCGUGGGGCUGGCUCCUGCGUGUCCGCCUAUGCCAACUGGCUGGUGGUGCUGCUGCUCGUCGUCUUCCUGCUGGUCGCCAACAUCCUGCUGCUCAACCUGCUCAUCGCCAUGUUCAGCUACACCUUCAGCAAAGUACAAGGCAACAGCGACCUCUACUGGAAGGCGCAGCGCUACAGCCUCAUCCGGGAAUUCCACUCUCGGCCUGCCCUGGCCCCGCCUCUUAUCGUCAUCUCCCACGUGCGCCUCCUGAUCCGGCGCCUGCGCAGGCACCGCAGGGCUAACGUGCCCGCCUCCCCGGUGUUCGAGCAUUUCCGUGAGACUGGAGCUCGGCCUGCCAUGGGAGGGACUUGCGGAGGAAAGCUGGGCGUCUAUCUCUCCAAGGAGGCCGAGCGGAGGCUGCUGACGUGGGAGUCGGUGCACAAGGAGAACUUCCUGUUGGCACGGGCCAGGGACAAGCGGGACAGCGACUCUGAGCGUCUGAAGCGCACGUCUCAGAAGGUGGACACUGCGCUGAAGCAGCUGGGACAGGUCCGCGAGUAUGAACGGCGUCUGAAAGGGCUGGAGCGCGAGGUGCAACACUGUACUCGUGUCCUGGGUUGGGUAGCUGACGCCCUGAGCCGCUCUGCUUUGCUGCCUCCAGGGGGGGCCACCUCCCCCAAGCCCACCUGAGUCCAAAGACUGAGUGCUGCUAGCUGACUUCAAGGUGUCACUUCUGACAGGAGGUGUCCUCUGAGAGGGAGGCCCAGCCUUUCUCAGCCUGUCCACCUGUUGGUCUUGCCUGCCAUGAUUCUGUGAUGGUGGGUCCUUUCCCAACAACCUCAGACUGUACCAUAGGAGCCGCAGCAGGCCCGGCUUCCCCCAGAGCAAGCCCCACUCUGAGUGGAUGAAGCUCUGGGAGCCUGGCUGUUGGAGAGAAUCCUUAGGGGAACAGAGACCACAGACCCUAUUUCAAAGCUUCCCCAUACUGGGGAAAUAAAAUCACCUGAGAAGACUCA
Jaculus jaculus (lesser Egyptian jerboa) is the source of this 4073-nucleotide messenger RNA. RefSeq names its product transient receptor potential cation channel subfamily M member 4 (gene Trpm4). NCBI's taxonomy places the organism in Eukaryota, Metazoa, Chordata, Mammalia, Rodentia, Dipodidae. Gene Ontology annotation, cellular component: membrane. The coding region runs from base 88 to 3747 and encodes 1219 amino acids. The transcript has 25 exons. The record is from RefSeq and is a predicted model, not a curated record. Gene Ontology annotation, biological process: calcium ion transmembrane transport. Gene Ontology annotation, molecular function: calcium-activated cation channel activity; ligand-gated calcium channel activity.